AUGCCUUUUUCUAUAAAAGUGAAAGUUUCACUCGGAGAAUAUCUUAGUCAAAUUGUGUUUAGAACCCAACUGAACAAAGAAAGAAUAUUUCAUGUUAAUUUAGAAUUUAAUAAAUUCUUAUUUCAUAAAAAGAUACUCGGUGUAGACAUGAUCCGUCCUUGGGGUUGUGUGCAACGGUAUUGUUGUAAUUUAACAAGAUAUCGUAAUAAACUUAAAAAAGAACUCUCAACAAUUCCAUUCGUCGAUCCUUCAAAUGUCAAUGAAAUACAGGAUCGUUUAUAUGCUCUUUAA
This is a messenger RNA of Funneliformis caledonium, 291 nucleotides long. The record is from the annotation of a GenBank genome assembly. Lineage: Eukaryota; Fungi; Glomeromycota; Glomeromycetes; Glomerales; Glomeraceae.